Messenger RNA from Labrus bergylta (ballan wrasse), 4867 nucleotides. Its product is annotated as G-protein coupled receptor 22. Gene Ontology annotation, cellular component: plasma membrane. The record is from RefSeq and is a predicted model, not a curated record. NCBI's taxonomy places the organism in Eukaryota, Metazoa, Chordata, Actinopteri, Labriformes, Labridae. Gene Ontology annotation, biological process: cellular response to hormone stimulus; G protein-coupled receptor signaling pathway. Gene Ontology annotation, molecular function: G protein-coupled receptor activity; peptide binding.
UUCAUCCAUCCCAUUGAGCAGGUUAACUCUCUCAUGCUUUUGGUGGAGCUGCCGCAGCUGCUGAGAAUGUGCUCUGCUGCUCCACAGGACAGAAGGGAAGCUUCAUCAACAGCACACAGGUUUCCGACAUGUCACGCUAAGCGCACGAUUUCCACACAAGAGUGCUGUCACCAAGCUGUUUGUCAUCCCUGCAUCAUGGACGCUCAGUCUGGUGCAUCAUAUGAGCUCAGACUGACAGAUACAAUAUAUAAGGGCUGACAGGUCGUCAUGGAGACGGACGCCACCACAGGUCCAGCCACCACAGGGUGGGUAGGGUCAUCGGCCGGCCUGGAGGGAAUGGGAGGAGAGGGCUUGUCCAUCAGUCCUGCGUCCUGGUACAUGCCGUACUCGCUUGGCUUCCAGGUGUCACUCACCGCCUUCCUCAUGCUGGAGCUGGUAUUGGGUUUCAGCAGCAACCUGACUGUGCUGGUGCUCUACUGCUCUCAAUCUAACUUAGUGGACUCUGUGAGCAACAUGGUGACUGUGAAUCUGCACGUGCUGGAUGUGGCAGUGUGUGUGCUGUGUCUACCUCUCACUCUGGUGGUUGUGCUGCUGCCUCCAGGACCAAACCUGGCCCUGCUCUGCUGCUUCCACGAGGCCUGCGUCACCUUCGCCAGCAUAGCCACAGCCAUCAACAUCCUGGUAAUCAGCUUGGACCGAUAUGACAUCUCAGUACGACCCGCGAACAGGUUGCUGACCACACGUAGAGCAACGCUGCUCCUGGCUGCUGUUUGGGUCACCUCUGUGGCUGUGUUUUUUAUCCCAUUCUUGGAGAUGCAAUGGUCCACCGGAGACGGAGCAGAGGAGAGAGGGCAGGAGACACCUAUGUCGUUUUCCUCUUAUGGUGUCAAUGGCAUGGUGGUGCCAGCGUGGCGUAACCAGACUCUGCUGUGUGUUGGCGGGCAGGGCUAUCACACAGACCUGGGCAUGUAUUACCAUCUCCUUCUGCAGGUACCCAUCUUCUUUACCACAGUGGCGGUCAUGUUGUUUACCUACUCCAAAAUACUGAGGGCUUUAAACAUCCGCAUUGGCUCCCAGAUGAAGAAGAACCAGCGGCCCAAGGGCCCCUCCUGCAGAGAGCGCCGAAAGAAACAAAAGAAAAAGAAGGAAGGGCUCAGAAUGAAUGAUGGCGAGGAUAAAGGAGGGGAGCAGUGCACCAUGGAUGCUACCAAACAGCUCAGCCAUCCUCCACUCAUACAUUCACCUUCCCCAACCCCCACAGCCACCUCCCCUCCUGCCCUGUCCUCCACUGCCCCGCUGGUGACCUCAGACUCAGGUGCUGCGACUCCUAUGCCUGCCACCAUGGGUGUCCAGGCCUCUGUGUCUGCCAUCAUUGCCCUGAGGCGGGCAGUGAGGCGACACAGGGAUCGCAGAGAGCGGCAGAGGCGGGUUUUCAGGAUGUCCCUCAUCAUCAUCACCACCUUCCUGGGUUGUUGGGCUCCCCUCUCUGUGACAAAUGUACUAAUCCUGGGCUUGGGCCCCAGUGACACCCUGGUCAGCGUGCGCCUCUGGUUCCUUGCCUUGGCCUAUGGCACCACCGUGUCCCACCCUUUGCUCUAUGCCUUCACCCGACAGAAGCUGCGGCGUGUUCUUCGUUCAAAGGUUAAAAAGAGGGUGGUGUCCCUGCUUCAGGUGGAUCCUUCUCCAGGGGCCACGGUCAUACACAACUCCUGGGUGGAGAACAGAAAAACCAGCCGGCAGGUGCGGCUAGAAGCAAGCGAAGGAACUGACCGUUGCCUGGCAGAGGUCCUGUGAGACGGACACACAUGGGCACAAACUGUAUAAUUAAAACCAGAAAUGAGUCACUGGUGUGUUCUUUUAUGAAACUCACUAGUGCAUGAAAAACACAUUUCUGCCUCUGGGAGGUGUUUCAAUAAAACCAGCAGUAAAGGCUUAACACAGCUACCAUUCACCUCAGGCAGCAGUGGCAGCAUGAUGCUGUCGUCACUGUGGUGUGCACAGCGUCUACAUAUGAAGAAGAAUAUACAAAAAACAAACAAGUGUAUAUAGGGUGUAGAUAGUUCACACACUCUGUCGUAUAAGGAACUGUUUACAUAUGAAUGAUAGCACAUUCUCAUAGCGGUGCUUACAUCUCUAGCAAAUAAUGCGAUCUAAAAACAAUUCACCGGAUCUGAUGCAGCUGUAAAGAAAUGUUGAUACAAUUAUACACUCUGAUAAUUACUCUGACCCACUCCUUGAAUGUGUUCAAUAUUGUGUCUAUCUUACUUCUGUUCUGAAAGCUUUAUCCGAUGUUAUAGUGUAUUCAGAACUAAAAGAGGAACAUGUUGGAUACAAACAAAGUGAGUACAUGAAAGAAGACAGAAUAUAAAUCAGUCAUGGCUAAAGAGACUCUUUCUAUAGAGAAAAGGUGAGGAACAAGUCAGUGAACAAUUACAGGCUACUUUGGGAUUUAGAUGCAGUUUUACUUUACAGUAGUAAUUCAGAGGGUCAAUUUUACAAUGUGUCUUUAUAAAACCUGCAAAGUUCUUUCACAUACAUGUAACUUUUUUGCUCCCUAAUGUAUAAAUUUGUUUAAUAUCUUACAGAUGUUUCGGGAAUACUACGUGAAAAAGGUUGAGACUGCUGUUUAAACAAUUAUUCAACCUGUUCAUUUCUGUACUGCAAACAUGAAGCCACAGCCAGAUUAAUUAGCUUAGCACAAAGACUGGAAACCAGAGGACACAUCUUCCUUGGCUCUGUACAAAAAAACACCUUUAACUCUUGUUACUACACUUUAUCAAAAUGAAUUAAAAACAAAUAACAUAUUGUCCUAUGACAGAGUUAGUCUAGUUGUUUCCCCAUGUGGUGAACUUGUGCUAGGCGAAGCGCUAAACCUUCUUCUGACUAAAGUGAAGUUAAUACGUAAUCGAAUGUCAAUUAGAAUUAUAACAAAAUCACCUGAAGUAGCUAGUGGGGAUGACACAAGUGGCAGACAAAAUAAGUAGAAAAAAGUUUGACGUCAUGCCGUCCAGGUCAUCACAAAGAAAUCAAACCUCAAAACUGACUGCUGACUUUACUCGACACCUCUCUGAGUACGUUCUCAUCAACUAUUGACUACUGACAACCUACUGAUAAUUAGUAUUUUUUAUUGCACUUGUCUGUUGUUUUGAAAAUAUUUUUUAUUUUAGGUGUCUUUGUGGUUCAAUUUUGGGUUUACAAUGUUGAAAGGAUUAUUUUUGAAACUUUUCAAUAACACUUAUGUACAUAUAUGUGAAUAUUGAGCACAUGUGAGUUUAUUAUAGAAGAACUCUACUGUCACUCAGCCUCUGUUUAAAUAUGGACUGACUUUUCUACAUUUGAGGAUUGAUUCAGAUUAUGUGUCCCAUAGUUUAACUCAACCUCAGCAAACCAGCAACCACAAGAGAGUAACUGUCAUUUUAGCCCAGACUAGUUUUUGUUGUUGACUGUGAUCUACCAGCCUGUGUGUUCACUGCUUUGAGUCCUCUGUACUCUGAGUGGUGCUCAAUAUAGAAGGAAUGUGAUUUCUCUUUCUAUUUGGCACACACUCACACACACACAACGGAUGCGUUUCUGAAUGUAAACACACCAGAAACGUAUACGUAUACUGUAUUAAAUGUACACCAACUAUAUGUCAUUGUUGUUGGCUUUCAUGGUGUUUUAUGUGAAUGUGUUACCAUGCAAUGUUGGAGUAUAGAAAUAAAUAUAAAAUACAUUUGUUCCAUAUUUGUAUGAAUCAACAAGGGAUGUCUUCUUCACUGCAACAUAAAAUAUUUUUGACCAAAAAGCCUAAGGCCAGAGAUUCCCAUGGCUUUACGGCUUAAAAGCCCCAGCCUUGGGUGUCUCUGUGCUAACUGCAUGAGAAACCUGCUGUGAUGGGAACAACAUGGAGACAAUGUACUGCUCUGUCUCUGAAGCUCACAUGAUUUUUCACUUGAAACAUAAAUGGACAUGCAGAGAUACACUGCAGACGUAAAGAACAUUGAGUCCUUCUGGACACAGUUGUACAUUUCUUCCAAUAAAUCAACUUACUUGUGUUUGACAUUUGUAAUGAUUGUCAGUUUUUAAAGAGGCUCAUGCUAAUGCCUGUGCUCAUUCAAUAAUCAGAAAGCAGCCAGUAAUAAAGGCUACUGAGUAGGUGGUGCAAUGUGUUAAUGUGUUAAUUUUAGCAUCGUCUUAUUACUGUUGGCAUUGUAAAAUCGAGCUCAAAGGCUGAACUAUGUUUAUGUUCUCUGUUGAGAAUAAAGCCAUACUUUGCUGUUUUAGUGGGUGAAUCAAAACAUAGCUUCAAACCAGCAGUGUUCAAGCCCUGCCCCAUCCAGCGACUUAUAGGUCUACUGCACGCACUAGAAAAGCUGCCAGCAUGAUUUUUGAAAACUUGCGUGGGCUUUGUGUUGCGUGGGAGUGAUGCGCUCCAGACCUCUGCAAAAAGGGUCAUAUGUGGGAUGAAGCCUACAGGGCAAAGCCAGAACAAUCAGACCUAUACUUUUUCCUUGUAUGAUAGGCUAUUGUUUAUUUACUUUUGCAUUUCGUGAGAUACUUACACCAAAUACUUACUAGAAUACUCCAGGCUAUGAGGUUAUAAUACUUCAUAAUUUAUGAUUUAUUUUUUCCAUAAAAUGAAGGACAUCUUCAAAUUAAACACUAUAUAUAACUCGCGGGGGGCCUCUAUCGAUUUAAUGUGAUAUUACACACCGCUGUCAUGCGGGCCGAAAUAGCUCAGUUGGGAGAGCGUUAGACUGAAGAUCUAAAGGUCCCUGGUUCGAUCCCGGGUUUCGGCAUCCGAAUGACUUUUAGUGAUUUUUUUUUUUUGGUGAUUUUUAGUGAACUUAUUGUUAAUCAUAAACCCUGGAUACUAAAGUUUUUGAAA